CCGGCCCAGCGCCCGGGACAGGGACCGGGCGGAGCGGAGCCGCUACGCCAGCGCUGCGCCGCCAGUCGGUGCGCCUAGCGGAUCGGUGCUGUGCGCGGAACUGUCCUGCCCCGCCCCGCUCCACCCGCCUGGCUGUCCCCAUCAAGUCUGGGACAUGUGGACUGGCUUUGCUGGAGGUGACAAGCUUGGCGGUGUCUGUGUGCAGGAUUUGCAAGGUUGCUGAGCAGAGCCCGAAGAGCUUUCCCGCAGAGCUACGUGCUAGGAUGGAGGGAGCUGGCCAGAGCAGAGAGGAGGUUUCUGUUCAGACUCCUGCCAGGUGGCCCGAGGCAGCCGGGAUGACAGUUCUCCCCAGGAACCUUGCUACCUGCUGAGAAACAUGAUCAGCAAGUCCCCUCCUCUAUGCAUGUGCCCUGCAGGCUGGAAGCUCCUGGCCAUGCUGGCUCUGGUCCUGGUGGUCAUGGUGUGGUAUUCCAUCUCCCGAGAAGACAGAUACAUAGAGCUUUUUUAUUUUCCCAUCCCAGAGAAGAAGGAGCCAUGCUUCCAGGGUGAGGCAGAAAGGAAGGCCUCUAAGAUCUUUGGCAACCACUCCCGAGAGCAGCCCAUCUUCCUGCAGCUGAAGGAUUAUUUCUGGGUCAAGACACCGUCUGCCUAUGAGUUGCCCUAUGGGACCAAAGGAAGUGAAGACCUGCUCCUGCGGGUGCUAGCCAUCACCAGCUACUCCAUACCCGAGAGCAUCCAGAGUCUCAAGUGCCGCCGCUGUGUCGUGGUGGGCAAUGGGCAUCGACUACGGAACAGUUCCCUGGGAGAUGCCAUCAACAAGUAUGAUGUGGUCAUCAGAUUGAACAAUGCCCCUGUGGCUGGCUAUGAGGGAGACGUGGGCUCCAAGACCACCAUGCGGCUCUUCUACCCUGAAUCUGCCCACUUUGACCCCAAAGUGGAGAACAACCCAGACACACUCCUGGUUCUAGUAGCUUUCAAGGCGAUGGAUUUCCACUGGAUUGAGACCAUCCUAAGUGAUAAGAAGCGGGUGCGAAAAGGUUUCUGGAAACAGCCCCCCCUUAUCUGGGACGUCAACCCCAAACAGAUUCGGAUUCUCAACCCCUUCUUCAUGGAGAUUGCAGCCGACAAACUGCUGAGCCUGCCAAUGCAACAGCCACGCAAGAUUAAACAGAAACCAACCACAGGCCUGUUGGCCAUCACCCUGGCCCUUCACCUCUGCGACUUAGUGCACAUUGCAGGCUUUGGCUACCCAGAUGCCUACAAUAAGAAGCAGACCAUUCACUACUAUGAGCAGAUCACACUCAAGUCCAUGGCGGGGUCAGGUCACAACGUGUCCCAAGAGGCCCUGGCCAUCAAGCGGAUGCUGGAAAUUGGAGCUGUGAAGAACCUCACGUACUUCUGACUUAGGCGAGAGCUCUAACCCUUGAGGGUUGACUACUCUACUGCCUGAGUGACCCCUGUCCGUGGUUUGGGGGUGCCUGGUGCCAGCACAACCCACUUGGACUCAUUCUUUCCUGUUUGGGGAGGGGGUCCUGGAACUGGCCCAAUCUGAGAUAAGGCCAUGCCCCUGGCUGCUCUGAGGGGCGCCAGAUCCAGUCACAGUGGAGGCAUUGGGACUGCAGGGACCCGGCCAAGCCAGGGUGCUUGUUGCCAAGUACCCCCUCUCUGCCAGCACCAAGAGAUUAUUUAAUGGGCUAUUUAAUUAAGGGGUAGGAAAAUGCUGUGGGCUGGUUCCAUGGCAUCCAGAAAAGGGGCACAGUACAGUGUUCUGCCCACUUUUUAUAAAAACUUCCUUGUGGAUGGGCCCACCAAAGCCUAGACCCAGAGCUGGCCUCCCAGGAGGGCAGGUCACCAGGAGUGGGUGGGUGUCCUCCAGAGAAGGGCUGCUACUUCCCAGCAGGCCUGGGAAGAGCAUGGGUGAAGGGGUUCUACCAAGAAGGGAACCUCAGAAAGAGAGGUUUCAAACCUUCCAAUAAAAUAUUUUUCCUAAAAUGGA
This is a messenger RNA of Sciurus carolinensis (gray squirrel), 1996 nucleotides long. RefSeq names its product ST3 beta-galactoside alpha-2,3-sialyltransferase 4 (gene St3gal4). Gene Ontology annotation, molecular function: sialyltransferase activity. The transcript is spliced from 13 exons. The record is from RefSeq and is a predicted model, not a curated record. Gene Ontology annotation, biological process: glycolipid biosynthetic process. The coding region runs from base 377 to 1402 and encodes 341 amino acids. NCBI's taxonomy places the organism in Eukaryota, Metazoa, Chordata, Mammalia, Rodentia, Sciuridae.